AUGCCAGAAUAAUCAAAAAUUGCUUUAAAUUUUUACUCGUAUUAGCUCCAAUUAAAUAAAAAACUUACCUUAAAUACACAAAUAAAACAGAGAGAGGUUUCGAUCCUCCGACCUUUGAGUUAUGAGCCCAACGCGAUUCCACUUCGCCACCCUGCUCAGAGAGAGGUUUCGAUCCUCCGACCUUUGAGUUAUGAGCCCAACGCGAUUCCACUUCGCCACCCUGCUAGACUUGAAACAUAUUAUUCAGAAAUGAGAACCAGUUUAUUAAAAAUUCAGAGAGAGGUUUCGAUCCUCCGACCUUUGAGUUAUGAGCACAACGCGAUCCCACUUCGCUACCCUGCUAGACUUGAAACAUAAAAUUCAGUAAUGUGA
Tetrahymena thermophila SB210 is the source of this 372-nucleotide messenger RNA. RefSeq lists its product as hypothetical. Lineage: Eukaryota; Ciliophora; Oligohymenophorea; Hymenostomatida; Tetrahymenidae. The transcript has 5 exons. The record is from RefSeq and is a predicted model, not a curated record.